This is a messenger RNA of Adineta ricciae, 294 nucleotides long. NCBI's taxonomy places the organism in Eukaryota, Metazoa, Rotifera, Eurotatoria, Adinetida, Adinetidae. The record is from the annotation of a GenBank genome assembly.
AUGUAUCACAACUUAUCAAGAUGUUGUUUACUGUCAAGUAUUCACUUUCAGUUUCGUCUAUUCAGUGAUUAUAUCGAUAAUGAAUAUCUCAUACCUGAUGAAGCCAACACCACGUAUUUUCGUAUUUUGAUGUCAAAUGAUCCGUUCUUGGAUACACUUAUCUUUCUUGAUUUCACAGAAACAGAUAUUUACAAUACAAAUAUAGUAGCUGGUGUCGGUGUAACAUCAUCUUUUAGCAGAGCGAGUUUAACAUCGAUGACUUCAUGUACUUGGUCUACUGAUUUAGCACCAUAG